AUACCACCCAGCAUCAGGCAUUUCAUUAUAAUUCCAAAGACGGCGCACAAUAGUCAUAAGCAAACCGUCCAAAAAGCCAAAGUAGAAGCACAUGAUCCCAUAAGCCAUAAUGGAAGAAACCGCAACCAUAUUGGCUGCACUCUCCGCCCUCCCUCCUCCUCACCUCUCCGAUCUCAUCCACUCCAUCGCCUCCGUCGUCCACCACCACCACCUCCGCCUCGCCUCCGUCCUCUCUUCCCAAUCCCUCUUCUCCCUCGCCCUCCAUUACCUCCACUCUCUCUCCCUUCCCCAAAAGUCCCUCCUUAUUGCCCGCCACCUCCUCUCUUUUCUCCACAUCCUCACGCGCCACCUCCAACCGCCGCCUCCUCCAUUAUCUGCCCUCACGAGACAGCGUGACCUCGACGCCGUUCUGCUGCUCCUCUUAUUCUGCGAUGCCCACCAGCACCACCCGCAAGCUCUCGAAACGCCAGUCUGCAAUUGGCGCAGAAAUCUGAGCAGGCUUUUCUCCGAUAAAUUGUUGGGGAUGUCUUCUACUUUUAUCGGGGAAUGCAGUGCCGCUAUUCUGAUUCCCUGUAUUGAGAUGGUAAUCCGGUGCCGGAGGCUGGUGGGUUCGAUGGACUGCGGCGGAGGAAAGGGUGGCGGGGAAGUGGCGGCGUCGAGGGCGGCCGUGGUGGCGCUGCCGCGAGUGGAGGUGAGAGCGGGUGGAAGGGAGUGCGUGAUAUGCAAAGAGGAGAUGAGAGUGGGGAGGGAUGUGUGCGAACUGCCAUGUCAGCACGUGUUUCAUUGGAACUGCAUAUUACCGUGGUUGAGUAAAAAGAAUACGUGUCCCUGCUGCAGGUUCCGGCUACCGUCCGAUGAUGUGCUUAGAGAGAUCCAACGGCUGUGGGAGGUCUUGGUCAAAACGUGUGGGGCAGAGUUGGGGGAUUGAAUCUGGAGACACCAUAGGGGCGGGGCCCACGGAAUGGGUGAAUAGCGAAGGCUCGUGUUUGGUCCUUGCUCGUUUGCUUGUUGGAUACGACUAUUAAUUUUGGAGGUUUGCGUGCAUGGUGUAUACUGUACUGUAUAGAUAGAUGCUCGUGUGGUUAAGGGGAGAAACGCAAUUUAAAUACGUCCAAAUCAACGAGAUAGGCUCAAUUGUGUUUUAAAUUAUUGGGUCCCCACUUCCCCGUAACGGAUAGUGUACGUGGAAAUAAAUUGUAGGGCAAUUUACAUCCUAGCCUUCUACAAAGUGUUAGGAGUAGCACGUUUUAGAGCUUGCUCAUGUUGAGACCUUCGGUUUUUUUUUUUUUUUUUGUCCGCCAUGAUUAUGUGAGGAGUUAAUUUUGUAUUUAUUGCUGAUUUUCUGUGUGGCUCAUGAUUCAUGGGGUACCAUUCAAGUCAACAAAUGAAUCCAGGUCUCGAAUUAAAAUGCCUUGAAA
Prosopis cineraria is the source of this 1418-nucleotide messenger RNA. Its product is annotated as E3 ubiquitin-protein ligase SGR9, amyloplastic-like. Gene Ontology annotation, cellular component: cytoplasm. The transcript has a single exon. Bases 110 to 928 code for a protein of 272 amino acids. The record is from RefSeq and is a predicted model, not a curated record. Gene Ontology annotation, molecular function: ubiquitin protein ligase activity. Lineage: Eukaryota; Viridiplantae; Streptophyta; Magnoliopsida; Fabales; Fabaceae. Gene Ontology annotation, biological process: protein ubiquitination.